GAAUGUAUGGUAGAGACCAAGACUCUUCUUCCCAGCAAAAGAUUGGAGGGAGAAAGAGUUGACCGUGCAUUUGCUGCUUGUGAUUGCUAUCGGCGACUUGGUUUCCAGGCACCUCAAGAAUGGGUGACUCCUCUUUUGUGUCAGGCUUCAAAACUGGGUUUGGAUCAGCUUUCCUGCAAUUUGCAUUAGAGAGAUUGGCGAGUUUUGGAUCCGUUGCCUGGAGAGAAAUAGGCGUAAUAUGGGGCGUUGAGGAUGAGCUACGCAAGCUGCAGAGAACAUAUUUGAAAAUACAAGAACUCUUGGAGCAUAUGGAGGGCAGUUCUUUAAGGCUGUUCAAUGGGAGUAAGGCGUGGCAGAUUUGGUUCGAAGAUAUGAGGAAGCUAGCUUAUGAUGCUGAUGCUCUUUUGGACCAUGUCUCCCUACAUCUCUCCAGCUAUUGCUCGGUUAAUGCCCGUCAAGAAAAUCAGAUUUUCUCCAUGGUUCUUUCUUCCUUUAAUGAACUGAAACUUCCAAAUAAGAUAUGCAAAAUGCAGGAGAAGCUUGAGGAACUUGCAAAAGAAAUGGAAGGUCUAGUUAUGAUUGAAAAAUUGAAACUUGAUCCUUAUAAAUUUGCUCCUCCAAGAUUCAAUAGUUUGUGUUCGACAGUGUUAUUUGUAGAUGAUAAAACUGUGGUUGGGAGGGAGCGUGAUAGAGAGCACAUUGUUGACUGGCUUAGUGAGAAAUGUGAGGGGGGUGAUUUCUCUUUAAUGCCUAUAGUGGGGAUGGGUGGAAUUGGCAAGACGACUCUUGCCCGACUCGUUUAUGAUGAUGAAAGGGUUCGCGGUGUUUUUGGGAGGCGAAUAUGGAUUUCUAUAUCUAUGGACUUUGAUAUGGUUAGAAUUGCCAAGUCCGUAGUUGAAUCUGCUACUCUUUGUGCUUGCAAUCUGUCGGAUUUGAUCUCCCUUCAAGCCAUGCUUCGUGAUGUAUUGUCCUCAAGAAAGUUUUUGGUGGUUUUAGAUGAUUACUGGAGUGAGAGCCAUGCUGAUUGGGAUGUUCUCUCUUCACUUUUUAGAGUUGGCUCUAAAGGGAGCAAGAUUAUCGUGACUACGAGAAGUACUAAAGUUUCAUCGAUAGUGAGUUGUUCUAAAGCAUACAAAUUGGAGAAUUUGUCUGAUGAUGAUUGCUGGAAGUUGAUUGAACAAAGAACGCUUGCUAGUAUGCAGACGAAUCAGAAUUUGGAACCGAUCAGCAGACAAAUUGCAAAGAAAUGUAAAGGCUUGCCUCUGGUUGCCGUGACACUUGGAUGUGUUUUGCGUUGUAAGUCCACUGAGGAGGAAUGGCAUUCCAUAUUGGAGAGUGAGUUGUGGGACAUGCCGCAAACCGAAAAUGUGUUCCCAGUUUUGAUGCUGAGCUAUGUACACCUUCCUGCACAUUUGCGACAAUGUUUCGCUUACUGUUCCAUAUUCCCUCAAAAUCAUGAGUUUGAGGUGGAGGAGCUUGUACUCUUAUGGAUGGCAGAGGGAUUCAUUCAACCGGUAGGUGCAAGGAGAUUGGAAGAUUUGGGUGCCGACUACUUUCAUGAUCUAUACUCGAGAUCCUUCUUUCAACAGUAUAAGAAUCCUUCCAACAAGACAAUAUACAAAAUGCACGGCCUUAUUCAUGACAUGGCUCGAGUUGUCUCCAAAGAUAUAUGCUUCCGCACAGAGUACAACUUGUCAAAUUGUUAUCCCUUAUUUGGUAAUGCUUGUCAUUUGUCUUUGCUUCAUGACAGCAGUCAGCAGAUAGAGUUAAAGGCCUCUCUAAAGAAUGAGAGGCUAAGGACUUUCUUACUGAUGAGUAAUAAUGUUUCUAGCAGAGGAGAACUCCAUCCUGAACUUUUUCAACAUUUGCAAUCUCUAAGGGUGUUAGGUUUGAGUAAUAUUGGUAUUGCUGAACUUCCAAAUUCUGUUGAUAAACUGGAAUACCUCCGAUACCUUAACCUCUCUGGAAAUCCCAUUUCUCAUCUGCCUGAAUCCAUGUGUCGGCUUGCAGCCUUACAGACGUUAAAGCUUACGAAUUGCUCUCAACUUCGUGAUUUGCCAACGGAUAUGAAGAACCUGGCCAACUUACGGCAUCUCCAUUUUGAUGUACAAGGCCAGCUUCAGUCCAUGCCACUGCAAGUCGGAAGUUUAACUAAUCUCCAAACUCUUUCUGCAUAUAUUGUAGGUAGAAAAGAGGGAAACGGCAUUGGGGAACUCAAGACUAUGAAUGGCCUCAGGGGAUCACUUUGCAUAAAGAAUAUUGAGCACGUCUUAGAUUUAAAGGAUGCCGUGGAAGCCAAGUUAGGCAUGAAGACAUGUUUGGAUAGACUUGAACUUCAAUGGAGAAAAUUGAGGAGCGGACUAGAUCCACAACUUCUGGACCGUAGAAAGAACGAACAAGCUGAAGUCUUAGCAAAUCUUCAACCUCAUGAAAAUGUAAAAGAGCUGGUCAUUCAAAACUAUUGUGGCGUUAUUUAUCCGGAUUGGUUGAGCCAACCGUGGCGUAAAUUUACAAGUAUCCACUUGCAAGGGCUGAAAUAUUGCGACAACCUUCCAUCUCUCGGGCAACUUCCCUUCCUCAAAUACUUUGCAAUCUCAGACUUGCCGUCUUUGAAGUAUGUUGAUCAUAACUUUUAUGGUACAUGCAAUGCUGCAACGUUCCCUUCGCUAGAGUCGUUUCAAAUUCAUGAUAUGUCAGCCUUAUUGCAUUGGAGAAAUGUGAGCAACGAUGCCAUGCCUUGCCUAAACACUUUUACAAUUCAUGGUUGUCCUAAUCUGAUAAGUUUGCCACAUAAACUCCUAUCCCUUUUGCCAUAUUCAAGCAUCAGUGACUGUGGAAGCCUUCAGGCCGUACCAUGAUACAGUGUUUUCUUACAGCAGAACCGCUUUUACGAACCAAUAAUGACUCAAUCACAAGAAGAGUUGUUGGCCGCUCAUCUCGAGCAACAGAAGAUUGAUCACGAGGAGCCUUUGGUUGAGGAUGAAGAUGAUGAUGAUGAUGAUGAAGGAGAUGAAGAUGAAGCUGAAGGUGUCCAUACCACCCCCUUGGCUCUAACCCUAUUGCACAUGCUGUCAAUAUUGCCUUAUGAGUUUGUCCGUUUUUCCUUCUUUUGUGCUAGAGUUUGCCCUACUGUAGAAUAUAUGGUUCUGGAGAUUAAUCGGCGAAUUUGGGGCAUCUCCUUUUGCUGUUUUUUGUGUUUUGGAAAAAAGCGAGGUUCUUAGGAGAUGUCUUGGUAUGGGAACAUCUGGAUGAUCGUUUUGGCUGUCUAUGAUAUGUCACAUUUACUUGCAAACUGGAUUUGUGAGUUAUUUUGUCUCACAGUAUUAAGGAUAGGAAUGCAUUUUGAUGUUUAUGUUUAAGGCAAUUUGUAUGACAACAACAUAUAAUGAACUGUUUCAAAACUCAACAUUCUCAGUUGGUGCAACUUUACCUAUAACAUGAGAAUCCA
Molecule: messenger RNA, 3448 nt
Organism: Sesamum indicum (sesame)
Lineage: Eukaryota; Viridiplantae; Streptophyta; Magnoliopsida; Lamiales; Pedaliaceae
Product: putative disease resistance protein RGA3
Molecular function (GO): protein binding; ADP binding
Source: RefSeq, a predicted model, not a curated record